Messenger RNA from Pochonia chlamydosporia 170, 1602 nucleotides. RefSeq names its product peroxisomal biogenesis factor 3. Lineage: Eukaryota; Fungi; Ascomycota; Sordariomycetes; Hypocreales; Clavicipitaceae. The transcript is spliced from 3 exons. Bases 1 to 1602 code for a protein of 533 amino acids. Gene Ontology annotation, biological process: protein import into peroxisome membrane. Gene Ontology annotation, cellular component: peroxisomal membrane. The record is from RefSeq and is a predicted model, not a curated record. Gene Ontology annotation, molecular function: protein-macromolecule adaptor activity.
AUGUUCUCCUCUACGCGCCGCUGGCUGCGCAACAAUAGGACGCCCAUUGCCAUUGGUGUUGGCAUCAUUGGCGCGGGAUACGUUGCCACCCAAUAUGUCUUGAACAAGAUCAAUGAUGCGCGCGAGCGUAUGAGCAGCGAUCGCAUCGCCAAGGAGAACCUCCGGCGCCGCUUCGAGCAGAACCAAGAAGACUGCACCUUUACCGUCCUCGCCCUGCUUCCCACCGCUACCAGUAAUGUCAUUGGUGUUAUGAACACGGAACAAAUCACAUACGAGAUUCAGCAGAUCAAGGGCUCUACAAAGGGCUUGAAGAGUGGUGUCUCUGAGUCGACGACUAGUCCUCCCAGCAUUGCGGACACUACCAUGACCGAGGAGGAUGGCAAGAGCAUGGCUACUUCGGCUAGCAUGCAUAGCGAGAGUGGCAUUCAUGCGAGCCAGAUUGCUUCGCCUACGCCCUUCUCUGCUGCCGCUGGCCAAGACGCCGCCCAACAGGAUGGUGCAGUUUCGCCGAGAGUAUCUCGCAAGACAAAGCGACAGCUUUGGGACGAUUUAACAAUCAGCGCCGUUACCCGAGCCUUCACUCUCAUUUACACACUCGCUCUCCUCACAAUGUUGACUCGCGUCCAACUGAACCUCCUUGGCCGGCGGAGCUAUCUAUCUAGCGUCGUAGCUCUCGCCACUGGCUCCCAGCAAGCCACCAUUAGCCUCGAAAACAACGACGAUGAUAAUCCUGAGCACGCAUACGGCAGCGACUUUGACACCAACCGCAAGUAUCUCACCUUUAGCUGGUGGCUCUUGAAUAAGGGCUGGGUGCAAGUCAUGAACCGUGUUGAAAGUGCAGUACGAACUGUGUUUGGAAGUCUUAGCCCCCGCGACUUGGUCAGCUUUGAUCGAUUCAGUGACCUCACCAUGGAAGUCCGGAAGUUGGUCGAGGGUGCAACCGCAGAGGAACGUCGACAAGCAGACUGGUUAACCUUCUUGCUCCCCCCCCGCGAUCAGGAGGAAGACGUUAUUCGCCAGUCGGGCAUCCUGGAAGACAAUUCCAUGCAGGGAGGUGCCGCUGCUGAACCCUCACCCGCUGCCCUUAGACGGCUGCUGGACGAGACGGCCGACCUGAUCGAGUCGCCUUCCUUCUCACACGUCCUCACCCUUAUCCUGGACGCUGCCUUUGAAACGCUGGUUGACAAGAAGCUAGCCACGGAAGCAUUUGAGCUUCCUUCUCAAUCGCCCUUCCCGCCGCCAGAGUCCAUGGAGCUUCGUCACUCUAAACUCAUCCUCCUACCCAAGAUCUUAUCAGUCUUGACCAGGCAAGCCCACGUCAUCGGCAACGGUGUACCCAACGAGUACCUCACAGACAUGGAGACAGUACGUGCUCUGGAAGCCUUUGCGGCUGUGGUCUACUCGAGUAACUGGGAGAACGAGAUCCGCGACGAAGGCAUCAUGGGGAGCGCCGUGAACAUUAGCAAACGUGAUGUAGAGUCACAACUCCUUCAGCCUCUCGAGAAGGGGAAGCAGACGGAUGCGGGGGACAGUAUUGUCAUGGUGGAUUCACCAGGUGGCUUUGAGGAUGCGUGGGAGAAGGCGUUGCAAAAGAACUCAUGA